AUGCCUGCGUAUCUGUUCGAAAAUAGUUUGAUGCUUCGUGGUGAUGUAAAGGAAUAUUUGGAGAUUGGAGCAGUUAGAUACUUCUUGAAGCAAUCUGAAGACUUAGUCCUAUUUUACACAUACAAUUUAAAGUAUGUCAUCGAGGAGUUAGAUGGUCAAGGAGGCUUUCAACACUUGAAAGUUUUAUCAAUCAUGUGUGACGACAACAUAGAGUAUCUUAUGAAUGGAAUGAAUUGGACUCCUCGUGGUCAACCUGCCUUCCCCAUCUUAAAGUCAGCUACCUUCAAGAAUGUUCACAAAUUAAAAUUUGUGUGUUGUGGCAAACUGCUAGACAAGCGCUCCUUUAUGAACCUAAGAUCCAUAGCAAUUAACAAUUGUGAUGAGUUAAAAUAUGUAUUUUCACUAUCCGUAGCACAAAACUUGGAUAAGUUUCCCAAGAUUAACGUUUUUGAGCUUCAUUUUCUACCAAAGCUCCGUGGUUUCUACACGGGAAACCAACGGGACUCCACCUAUGAGAUUCUAAAGCCCAACGAAGAAAGUGUGAACAAGGUGAAAGAGACUAGAAAUGACAAUCAAGUUGCUGGGUCAACCUCAUCUAGAUCAAAAGUGGCACAAGUGGGAGCAAGUUGUACUGCACUAUUUCCUUCAAAUUGCAUUUCAUGGUUAACAAAUCUAGAGGAACUUGUGGUAUUUGACAGCAGCAGUAUUGAAAAACAUGAAUCAAAGGACUCUUUGACAAGCGAGAACGGGUCAGAAGAACUAGUAGUCAAUGUGGUAUUUGAUUUAGAAGGGCAUGAUUCAGCAUUUUCUCAAUUACAAACAUUCAUUUAUGUGGAGUUGAACAUUUGUGGAAGAACGUUCAACCUGGAUUCCAAGGUUUUCAAAAUGCUCCUUGUGAAUCUCCAACAUGUCCAUAUAUAUGCAUGUGAGAAUAUGGAAACUAUAGUACAGGCAGCUGCUUCCACAGAGGACAAUAUCCAUGAAGAAGGGAAAGAGAUAGGUGGCAGUGGCGCGAUGACUUUGUUUCCCAAACUACUGAUCAAUAGCUUCCACCUUAGCGAUUUGCCAAGCCUCGAGAGAUUUUGCCCUGAUGCCUAUUCCUUUGCAUGGUCCCUCCUCACGAGAAAUAUGAGGUGUAGAGAAGAAUCAGGUGGUGCAUCAUCAUCAACUGGAUCUGGAUGUUCGCCACUAGUAUGCUUUCAAAGUCGUCCAUCUACUCGCAACUUUACUCAAAUAUUGCCUCAGGUUGUAAAUAGAGAGGUUACGCCGACAAAUCUUCAGACUUCAAGUGCUAGCGACAAUCUAGAACAUCUCGAAGUACAUUCGGUGCGAUUUAUUGGAAGUGAUAUUUUUGGUUCAGGAAACCCCUUCUACUCAAGCAUUUGA
Molecule: messenger RNA, 1386 nt
Organism: Prunus armeniaca (apricot)
Lineage: Eukaryota; Viridiplantae; Streptophyta; Magnoliopsida; Rosales; Rosaceae
Source: the annotation of a GenBank genome assembly